Messenger RNA from Aspergillus japonicus CBS 114.51, 1125 nucleotides. RefSeq lists its product as uncharacterized. Lineage: Eukaryota; Fungi; Ascomycota; Eurotiomycetes; Eurotiales; Aspergillaceae. The coding region runs from base 352 to 1125 and encodes 257 amino acids. The transcript has 3 exons. The record is from RefSeq and is a predicted model, not a curated record.
CUAGAUUAGGGUUGCUUCUAUAACGACUAGCCCUCAAGAGUCCCCGUCCAUUAUAGCAACUCCUAAGCUAGGCAAAGCUUUGAUCUAGUCCAAGCUCUUAACAAAUAACGAUUGACCAUACAACUGUUGACUGGGUCAGAGCGUAGACUACGCUUCCAUGGCUUCUGACCUAAUCGCGCUAAAUCCUGGCUCAGUCGCAAGUGUGCCCCCGGUGGAAAUCCUGCCAGACGGCUCAGCCUUGCCGAUCGAGUUAGCACACCAUGAUAAAAGGAGAACCCAGCCUUUCCCAACCGCUGCAACGUUGCAUCCAACUUCUUCGUGCGCCCGUUGAAUGACAAUACCCCUGGCACCAUGACUAACGACACUCGCGUCUGCUACUACCCCUCGGGCGCGAUAGCGGAUGAUAAUGUACCCUGCUCAUCCGACGAGUACACUUCCUGCUGUGGAAGCACCGAUCUCUGCCUCUCCAACGGGCUCUGCCUGAGUGUCACCCAUCAACCAUAUGUCCUGAGUCGAGGUGCCUGCACCGAUCCACAGUGGGGCACCGGAUGUUCCCAAUAUUGCCAGGACAACAACCCCACCGGCGGCUGUUCGAUCAUCAACCUCAAGUACUACGAUGGGGUAUCGACCUACUGCUGCGGGACGCCCGUCGCCAACAAUGACUCGGAAGUCGUCUGUCCCGACAAUGCCAGCUCCUUCGAAGUGCAGACCGGACACGCAAUGGUUGGCUACGCGAUGCUGGCCAACGUAUCGACCCUCGAUGCUACCACGACAACGACAACGUGCUCUUCGUCGAAUGAGACAUCCACACUCGCUAACGCGACGGCAUCGUGUACGAAAGGUGUCUCUAGCCACGACGCCGCCAUUGGCGCCGGGGUAGGAGUGCCUUUAGGGGUGAUUGCGCUGGCCUCGAUCGUAUGGGCAUUGUUCGAGCGAAGGCGCGCAACCGCCGGGCGUGCUGAUGGAGCCGGCAUUGCCCCAGCCCAACUGCAUUCCUCUGUACAUAGCCAAAUAUCUAAUGGAAGCUCCCAGAGAAUGGGACGGGAACCAGAACAGGAACCAAGAUACUACCGAUCUACCUUAUACCUUCUGGAUAGUUUGGUCAAGACACGGACGCCACGGUAG